AUGGAUUUCAAUAACCCUAAUGCGUAUGGCGGCCAGUUCGCCAAUUCCCCGCAACACGCCCAAUUCGAUGCACAGGCGCGGCUCCAGCAGCAAGCCAACCCACAUGGGCAGUACGGGCAGUCCCCGUCGUUCCCGGGCAUGGGUGGCGCCAUGGGGAGUAAUGGCAUUCAGCCAGGAGCCCCGUAUCUCCAGCAGCGAGCCGCCAUGCAACAGGCGCAACAACAGCAGGCGCAACAGCAGCAGCAGCAACAACACCAGCUGUCGUCGCCGAGCCCCUACUCGAACGCGCCCUAUGCGCAGACGAUGCCCUCGCCUGCCCACCACCAGUUUGCCCAGAACCGCCAGACGGCCUCCCCUGCCAGCACCACUGGCCAGGCACCGUAUGCGACACCGCAGCCCCAGCCCUCGCCCAGCAGCAUGCAGACCAACGGCCAGCAGACCCCCAUGAACCUCCAGUUGCCCGUCAAGGCGGAGCCGCCCCAGGUCCAGACGCCCGUGAAGCAGGUGCCCCCGUCGCCCGUGUCGCCCGCCAACCCGGCGCGUAAUGCAGACCGAGUCGCAACCCUCCUCGACAUCAACAGCAUCCUCAUCAAAGAAGUUUGCGAGCUCCAGACGCAGGGCAAGGCAGGCCAAGUCGGGCCCACGCCAGAAGGGAAGCCCGAAGGCGACAAACCGCAGCCAUCCAAGGACUACAUGCGCCGCCUCCAGGCAAACCUCGCGUACCUCGCGCAGAAUGCGGAGAAGGUGCCCAAGCCUGGACAACAAAUACAACCGGGGCCCGCCAUCAUGUCGAUACCCGCCUCACCCACCGAGCUCGUCAAGCUAUAUACCAAACUGCAGGAGCUAUUCCCAGGAUGGAAGGGGCAGACCCCACAAAUGAAGCAGUCGCCCGGGCCGCAACGGAUGAACUCGAAUGCGUCACAACCACCGAAUAGUGCAGGCCUGCAGCAAAAUUGGGGACAGAAUGCGAUGCAGCAAGGCAUGCAGCAAUCACAGCAACAACAACAAACGAAGCAGGAGAACCAAUAA
Alternaria infectoria is the source of this 1029-nucleotide messenger RNA. RefSeq lists its product as uncharacterized. The coding region runs from base 1 to 1029 and encodes 342 amino acids. The transcript has 3 exons. The record is from RefSeq and is a predicted model, not a curated record. Lineage: Eukaryota; Fungi; Ascomycota; Dothideomycetes; Pleosporales; Pleosporaceae.